CGGAUGCUGUUUACAAAAUCAUUUCAUCCGAUGGUUUGAUUAUUGAAUGGUCGUGCGAGGAGUUGACCUUAGAAGAUCCGAGGAUUUGCCGUUAUCGAUUAUCGGCUCGCCUCGACAAAUUUAGUGGAAUGCGCGAAAGGCGGUGGGUGCGUAAAUUUUCGACGAGCUCACCCAAAAUUUACACUUGCGUUUCUCUUCAUACCUCUCCUCCUCACACCUGCUCACCAUUCUUCCACCAUCUCCUUUCCCCCCGCCAAUACAUCAAAUAUGAGUGACGAAGUCUAUGAUGGUGCCAUUGGCAUUGACUUGGGUACUACGUACUCUUGCGUUGCCAACUAUGAGGGCGCAAAUGUCGAGAUCAUUGCCAACGAGCAGGGUUCCUUCACCACCCCAUCUUUCGUUUCCUUUACUGCCGAGGAGCGUCUCAUUGGUGAGGCCGCGAAGAAUCAGGCCGCGAUGAACCCAGAGAACACCGUCUUCGACAUCAAGCGUCUCAUUGGAAGGCGAUUCGAUGACGAGACAGUCAAGAAGGACAUACAGUCAUGGCCCUUCAAGAUCGUCGACCAGGGCGGCAACCCAAUGGUUCAGGUCCAAUAUCUCGGCGAGACGAAGACUUUCUCUCCUCAGGAGAUCUCUGCUAUGGUUCUUGUUAAGAUGAAGGAGGUUGCUGAGACAAAACUCGGCAAGAAGGUCGAAAAGGCCGUCGUCACUGUUCCCGCAUACUUCAACGACAACCAGCGCCAGUCUACCAAGGACGCUGGCUCCAUCGCUGGUCUCAAUGUACUCCGUAUCAUCAACGAGCCCACUGCCGCUGCCAUUGCCUACGGUCUUGGUGCCGGAAAGUCUGACAAGGAGCGUAACGUUCUCAUCUACGACCUUGGUGGUGGUACCUUCGAUGUUUCUCUUCUGCACAUCCAGGGCGGUGUGUUCACCGUCAAGGCAACCGCUGGUGACACCCAUUUGGGCGGGUCUGACUUUGAUACCGCACUUUUGACUCACUUCCAAAAAGAAUUCCAAAGAAAGACCAAGAAGGAUCUCUCAAGUGAUGCUCGUGCACUCCGUCGUUUGAGAACCGCUUGCGAGCGUGCCAAGCGCACUCUAUCUAACGGUACCCAAACCACUGUUGAAAUUGAUUCGCUGUUCGACGGUGAGGACUUCAACUCCACCAUUACCCGUGCCCGUUUCGAGGAUCUCAACGCCAAGGCAUUCAACGGCACUAUCCAGCCCGUUGAGCAGGUGUUGAAGGAUGCGUCCCUUGACAAGUCCAAGGUCGAUGAGGUCGUGCUUGUUGGUGGAUCUACCCGUAUCCCAAGGAUACAGAAGCUUCUUAGCGAUUUCUUUGGCGGUAAGAAGCUCGAAAAGAGCAUUAACCCUGACGAGGCCGUCGCCUACGGUGCUGCCGUUCAGGCUGGUAUCCUCUCCGGAAAGGCCACAUCUGCUGACACUUCCGAUCUUCUCCUUCUUGAUGUCGUUCCUCUUUCUCUCGGUGUUGCUAUGGAAGGCAACAUAUUCGCACCAGUCGUUCCCCGUGGCCAGACCGUCCCAACCAUCAAGAAGAGGACAUUCACAACCGUGGCCGACUCUCAGACCACGGUCCAGUUCCCCGUGUUCCAGGGAGAGCGUGUCAACUGCGAGGAUAACACGUCGCUGGGUGAAUUCACCCUGUCUCCUAUUCCACCUAUGAAGGCAGGUGACGCGGUUCUCGAAGUCGUUUUCGAAGUCGAUGUGAACGGUAUCCUAAAGGUCACAGCGACUGAGAAGACGUCUGGCCGCAGUGCAAACAUCACCAUUUCCAACUCAGUAGGAAAGCUCUCAUCUGCCGAGAUUGAGACUAUGAUCAACGACGCUGCCAAGUUCAAGACCACGGAUGAAGCUUUCAGCAAGAAAUUCGAGUCCAAGCAACAACUUGAAUCCUACAUCUCACGUGUCGAGGAGAUGAUCUCCGACCCUGGCAUGUCGCUUAAGCUGAAGCGUGGCCAGAAGGAGAAGAUUGAGAGUGCUCUCAGCGAUGCCAUGGCUCAGCUCGAGAUUGAGGAUGCGCCGGCCGAUGACCUGAAGAAGAAGGAGCUUGCUCUGAAGCGUGUCGUCACCAAGGCUUUCUCCACCCGGUAAAUUGAACUGAAAAGCAGCAGCAGAACGGACGGCUAGGCGUGGUACAGAGCAUGUAGUAAAUGGACUGCUUUUGAGAAUGUACGUAAGGCAUACGAUACGGGGCGAGAACAAAAUGUGCACGGAUUGCAAGGAAUUUGCGGAAGGUGCUGAAUUGGGAUGGAUACAGGGCAUGCAAUCCACGGACCAGAUCAGGUCUUUUUCUCUUGAGAUGUGAAGCGGGCUGGCUG
Molecule: messenger RNA, 2339 nt
Organism: Pseudovirgaria hyperparasitica
Lineage: Eukaryota; Fungi; Ascomycota; Dothideomycetes; Acrospermales; Acrospermaceae
Product: heat shock protein-like protein
Exons: 7
Coding region: 268-2112 (614 amino acids)
Biological process (GO): cellular response to unfolded protein; vesicle-mediated transport; protein refolding
Cellular component (GO): plasma membrane; cytosol; cytoplasm
Molecular function (GO): misfolded protein binding; ATP binding; ATP-dependent protein folding chaperone
Source: RefSeq, a predicted model, not a curated record